Messenger RNA from Cutaneotrichosporon oleaginosum, 1089 nucleotides. RefSeq lists its product as uncharacterized. The record is from RefSeq and is a predicted model, not a curated record. Lineage: Eukaryota; Fungi; Basidiomycota; Tremellomycetes; Trichosporonales; Trichosporonaceae.
AUGUCUUCCUAUGCGCCCUCCGGAUCCUCUCUCCCCACCCCCGCCAUGAUCAGCCGGGUCCUCGCCGAGAUCAGAGGGCACGAGCCACCCCCGCUCACGGCCAUUAGACGCCGGCAAAGACGAUACAUCCACAAGUCUCUCGUCGUCGACGCCCUGGCGCGCCGAGAUGUGGAACUUCUCCCUCUCCCCCAGCGAGAGGUGGAUCUCAUCGUCGAAGAUCUUGCCCGCGCGACGCCCGCGACCUUCUCUCCGCCGCGCACGACGCACAUCGAAGCGCAGCACGAGUACGACGUCGUCGCACGUUUCUUAUCUGACUAUGGCACCUUCCUUGAGCAGGCCUGUCAAGGUUCCGACCAUCAAGAGGACAUGCGCCCUUAUAUCCACGCCGAGCUGCAUUCCGGAACCAACCGUUCAAGGAGCGAUAUCGUAUUGGCACUCGACUCGCUAAGCUACCCAUCUCGACGGGUGUGGUUGGCCAGCUGUGAGUUCAAAUACGAGUCGGUAUUACCCGAUGAAGGGCUCGACCGCCUGUGGGAGGCGGCCCAGACAUCCCGUUUCAAGCUCCGCCGCGUCAUGAGGAUCAAGCGCAAGAAGGGGCAGCCGAAUCAGCUUAUCAUGGUUCCGGAUGUUGCGCUUGCGGAUCAUGUGUGGCACGCCCCAUUGGAGACUUCCACGGCGGCGGGCAUUGCGCUUGAGAGCGUACUAUAUCCCUACCAUGCCAGCCUUUCGGAAGCGGAUGCCCCAAGAGCGACCUGGGCACUUCUGACCAACGGGUCGCGUACGGUUAUUGUCGGCCUUGAGCUCAUGGACGGUCGCUGCAAGCUGAUGGUCUCUAGACCGUUUGGCCCGAGGUUCAACUCCUUCCCCCACCCAGCCUUGGCAGCUGUCCGUUCAACAGCUUCGACCAUUCGAGUUCAGGAAGCGGGGACCUCUCAACCCGUUGUUGUCGAGGCACAGCCUCGCACCGUCGAUAACUCGGAAACGCGACUGAGUCUUCCAGUGGCACUCCUUGCUAUUGCGCAUCGCUACCUGUUCAUCUCGCGCGGAGUUAUGGCCUACGAUGGCGAAGCCGGCGCGCCUACCCAGUAA